GUUUUGUUUUUGUUGUUGUUUUGACAAGAAUUCAACGUCGCAAAUCGUCCUGGCGCGUCGUCGCGCAGUUCAUCUUUAACAUCCUGCUGUGAUUACCGCUCCACGGACGCUACUUUUCUCAGCUCAAACGUCCUGUGAGCAAGCUAUCCAGCUAGCGGGACCCGAGUGCCUAUGGCGUCAUUGUGGCGGCGACCUACUCAUCAGGUACUGCGCGCGGCGCGCACUACAAGAGUUUGGUCCGCAAGUCUGUCGCAUCGAAGCUCAUAAAAUCAUUCCACCCUCCGUCUGGGACUCUCUCGAAGAAAACCUGAAAGCGUCGUCGGGCGACAUCAUUAAACGAGGCUCAGUUUCCGCAAACUUGUUCAAAUUGCUUGUGUAGGGCGACUUUCACUUUUCUCGGGUGACCACUAGCCGGUUCGUCAAGCAUCCUCCAGAGGAAGGAAGAAAAAGACGAAACCAUGGCUAGCGGCGGCAUCUCAAGAUCGGGUCGUGUUCGCAAGAAGUCGGCCAAGUUAAUGGAAAUGGAAGAUUGGGACGCGUUCGACCUGAACGACGCACCUUCGAAGGGCAAGAAGAGGCCGCGGUCUGACGAGCCGGAUCCGCUGGUCGAGCCGCCGGAGAAGAAAGUGGCUCCCAUCAAGAUCACCAAGGCUGCGGCGACCAAAGCGGCGCAAUCGGCGGCGAGCCCAGUCAAGGCGAGGGCCGUGGACGGGGUGAUACACCUGAAGAACUUGCAGAACAUCCAGGAGUCCGGCUACCUGAACGUUCCGACGGCCCCUAAAGCGGUGCCUGUGGCUCAGCACCAGCAGUUGUAUGGCUCCAGCAACGUCGCGGACGACUCAUCGAGUUCGUCGUCGGAGUCCAGUGAGACCAGUUCAGAGGAAGAUUCAGAUUCGGAUGAUUCGAUGGAGUAUGGUAGGCCACUUCCACACCUUCAGAUGCAGCAGCAGAAGGGCAAAAAGCCGACUUUCCAAAUGCUUCCCCAGGCCAAAGCCGUGGCGGCUGGUAACACCGACUUUGAGGCCAGCCAGCAAGCUAGACAGCGAGCCAUGCACCACUUGGAACCCAGGGCUGACAUGAUCAACGUCGAGGAAAGUGACGACGAUGAUGACGACGAUGACGACGACGAUGAUGACGAUGAUGAUGACGAUGACGACACGCGGGACUCCCACCUGGUGAUUGCGGAAGAGGAGCGGCGGCCACCGCCCAAGCGGGGCGGGACAGCACCAUCUGCGAGGGGAAAAGCGAGCACUACCUCCAGGGCCAAGGCUAGCCGCCCAGUCAAGAAGACCAACGAUGAUCCGGAGUACGAGGAGCCCGUUCCCAAGAAGGGCACCAAGAAACCUGCCCCACCUAAGGCACCAGCUGCAUCCAAGAAGGCACCUGCCAAAGAGAAAGCAAAGACGAGGCCCAUGACUGCAUACAUGUUGUGGUGCCAGGAAUACCGUCGCAGGAUCGUCAAUGACAACCCUGACCUGGAUUUUGUCUCUAUAAGCAAGAAGCUGGGAGAAGCCUGGAAGAUGCUACCAGAGAAAGAGAAAAUUGCAUGGCGCCGUAAGGCCAAAGUUCCGGCCACCAAAGGUUCAAUGCUGAUCAGCACCGGACGGCCUUCGAACACAGCCACGUCAACGCCUGCCACGACCACCGCUCCUUCCACAACCACCACGGCCGCCUCACAGGGACGGGCUUCAGGUGGAGCCACGAAAGCUGCCCCCUCGGGAGCUGCGACACCGGCCACGACUCUGGUUUCGGCUCAGGAAGAUGCCAGGGCCAUGGCCUCUACAGGAGAGGGCCCACGGUCACUUGGCAUUGGCCCAGUCGACGUAGCUGCUCAUCUGAAGCUCCUGGGCGAGUCACUGAGCACCAUCGGUCAACGACUGACUGAGCAUGAGGGCCAGAUAGCAGUGUCGGGGAGUCUCUCCGUCCUGCUUGACUCAACGCUCUGUGCCCUAGGCCCACUCCUCUGUCUGACGGCUGUCGGAAAGGAGAUGAACGGAUGUUCAAAGGAAACGCUCACCAGGAUUCUCAACAACAUCGCCUACGUCAUGCCUGGCCUCUGAAUCUGCUCUCUCUGGCCAACCCCAGAGGUGGCGGCAGACCAGAGAUGGCUGCUGCCUUCAUCCUUUGCAGCACUGUCCUCUUGCACAGCUCAAUAUAGAUGACAUGCGAAAACCGCAAGUGUGUUCUUCCAUACAUCACGUCUGACCUAACCAAGGUGGCUGAGCUCUCGCACUAGAAUUGUAAAUGAGCAGUCAAAGUGGUCGGCCUGUGCCACCAACCCUGCAGCCCUCCAUUUCUCGCAACAUCCGAGAUUUUUAAAGCACACUUUUCAUCUUCAACAGUGCUACUAGAAGAGAACCUAUUCGUCUUGCUUAGGGUAAGCUUAUGUGCAUGGAAAACCUGCUUAACAAAUUUCACGCAUCGUCUAUUUGGUGCCAAAAGGGGACUUGUCAGAACUUCAGGGUUGCUUUCUCCCGUUGCCCCAAGCAGAAAAUGAGGAAGCUAAGACAUUGGUUUUGCAUCAUGCAACAUCUGGAGUGUUGAGUUCCAGUUGUCGCAUUUUUCUAUGCAUGCCACAGUGGAGUGAGCACAGUAACAAAAUCAGCAUGUCUGACACAUUGCCUAACUCCCUGUUCACUAUUUGUGUGAACUAGCUCGUGCACUGUCAAGUUCGCCAUGAGGGGAGUUUGCAAAUCUUCAUUUUUGCCCUACCCGGUGCUCUUAUGCACCAGUUGCGUGCAUCUUGAAAAUCGGACAUCCUUUAUUCCCAUUACUACUGAACUACAGACUUGUAGAUGAUAACACAGAUGCAUCAAGCCAGUUAUUGUUGUUCUCCUCUAUGUGCUCAUGGCACUCUGUGACAUCAAAUAAAGUGGGGUAAAACUGAAUCGAAUUCGUGGCAGCCGACUCGUACUUAAUUUCGGAAAGCAGCAACUUUGGAUAUUGACUAAAUGUACAUAGCACCGUGUACUUGCCAUGCAAGUCAUCACUUCUUUCUCUUUUUUUCUUAAUAUUGAAGCACAUUUUUGAUGGCUGUUUCAGCAUUCAUCUUCGUCUCCUCAUUCAGAUAGCAUUAAAGGAGUACCGACCCAA
Molecule: messenger RNA, 3093 nt
Organism: Dermacentor andersoni
Lineage: Eukaryota; Metazoa; Arthropoda; Arachnida; Ixodida; Ixodidae
Source: RefSeq, a predicted model, not a curated record